Blastomyces dermatitidis ER-3 is the source of this 1215-nucleotide messenger RNA. RefSeq names its product C6 zinc finger domain-containing protein. Lineage: Eukaryota; Fungi; Ascomycota; Eurotiomycetes; Onygenales; Ajellomycetaceae. Gene Ontology annotation, molecular function: DNA-binding transcription activator activity, RNA polymerase II-specific; zinc ion binding. The transcript has 2 exons. The record is from RefSeq and is a predicted model, not a curated record. Gene Ontology annotation, biological process: regulation of transcription by RNA polymerase II. The coding region runs from base 1 to 1215 and encodes 404 amino acids.
AUGGGUGGUCGUAGGUCGCAUACCAAAUCGCGGAAUGGUUGCACCCAGUGUAAAUCGCGGCGCAUCAAAUGCGAUGAACAACCUCCACAAUGUUCCAAUUGCGCCCGCAGAGGCAUCGCCUGUGACCUGGCCCAUCGAACACUCUUAUCAAGAUCCACAUCGUCCGCGACGAUAGCCUCACUGUCUCCGCAACUAUCAACGACUACAACGCAUUCCAUUCUCUCGCGUUCUCCAACUGCAUCUUUCAUCGGGCCAUCUGCAAACGGCUCCACCAUCCCAAGUAACACAGGCCUGGAUGUAAUCGACCUCGAACUCCUCCACCACUACACUACCUUCACCUACAAAACGCUCCCAUCAGGCGCGACCCCCGACCAGCACGAGAUAUGGCAGAUACAGGUCGUCCAGCUAGGAUUCCAACAUGAAUUCCUCUUGCGUGGCAUCCUCGCAGCUGCUGCCCUGCACCUCUCCUACCUACUCCCUCAGCGGCGGGAAUCACUAGCUCUUCGAGCAUCCACCCACCAAAGCAUAGCCGUGCAGUCCUUCCAUGAGGCGUUGAACCGCGUCGACCCAUCAAACUGCGUGGCCAUCUUCGCAUUCUCCUGCAUCCUCGUCGCGCUCACUUUUGCCGCGCCCACGAACCCAGCUGUGCCGCGCGACCAGGGGGGAUACCAAGGCGCCCAAAAGGAGAUUCUCGACUGGUUUCACAUGGUCCGCGGCUGCAACUCGGUCCUGCAGACGCAGUGGGAGACUUUGUCCCAGAGCUUCCUGGCACCCUUGCUAAAUAAGGCUAUGACCCAGCAAACUGCCCCGUCUCAUAACGUGCACGACUCAGACCGCGUGACGGACCUGCUCCGCCUUUGUUCCAGCGAACGCCUCGCAGCGGAUAGAGAGACGGCCAAUGCGUACGCGCUCGCGAUACACCAGCUGCUCAAUGCCUAUACGCAGGUAUCCAUCCUGACCGAGCGCAAGCAGGAUUUUGUCCCCGCCAUCUUCGUGUGGCCGAUAGCGAUUCCGCAGACAUAUCUGAAGCUAUUAGGCGAGCGCAAGCCGGAGGCUAUGGUGAUUCUGGCGCACUAUUCGGCACUACUACAGCGGUUGGAUGACCAAUGGUUUAUGAAAGGUUGGGCACGGUACUUGGUGAAGCAGAUUGAAACGGCGCUGGGGGGAGAGUGGCAGCCGUGGUUGUGCUGGCCGAAGGAAGUGACAGGAAUAUAG